CCGCACUUCGCCCUCCCCUCUCUCCGCUCUCACUCCCCGCACAGGCAGUUGGCGGCCGCAGCGCUGGCUGCCCCACGUGUUUCUGAGCCCGUGCAGAGCCGCCGCCGCACAGCGCGAUGCCAGCGGUUCUGGGAGGCUCCGGUUUGCAAAAGGGAACGACGACAAAACUCCUCCGAAGAGGACAGAAUUCCGCAGCGGUCUCCGAGAGGUGACUUUAGCACCGAUGCGCCGGGAGCGGCUCCUCGUGCGCUGCUUCCACGCAGGCUCUGCUCAUGGAGAACGGGACGCUGAACUCCAUCACCCGGGACGUGCACGGGGCUGCUGGGCGCAGGGGCAGCAGCUGCAGGGAGCUGAGCGAGGGGCAGUACGUGCUGUGCCGCUGGACCGAUGGGCUGUACUACCUGGGGAAGAUCAAAAGGGUGAGCGGCUCCAAGCAGAGCUGCCUGGUGACGUUUGAGGACAACUCCAAGUACUGGGUCCUCUGGAAGGACAUCCAGCAUGCCGGCGUCCCUGGGGAGGAACCCAAGUGCAACAUUUGCCUGGGAAAGACAUCGGGGCCCAGGAAUGAAAUCCUCAUCUGUGGGAAAUGCGGGCUGGGUUACCAUCAGCAGUGCCACGUCCCGGUGGCGAGCAGCAGUGAGGGCCCACUGGGGACACCGUGGUUCUGCCGUCGCUGCAUCUUCGCCCUGGCUGUGCGGAAGGGGGGUGCCCUGAAGAAGGGAGCCAUUGCCAAGACACUGCAAGCCGUCAAGAUGGUGCUGUCCUACAACCCUGACCUGCUGGAGUGGGACUCUCCGCACCGCACCAACCAGCAGCAGUGCUACUGCUACUGUGGGGGCCCUGGCGAGUGGUACCUGAAGAUGCUGCAGUGCUACCGCUGCCGGCAGUGGUUCCAUGAAGCGUGCACUCAGUGCCUCAGUGACCCCAUGAUGUUCGGGGAUCGAUUCUAUGUGUUUUUCUGCUCCGUGUGCAACCAGGGACCUGAGUACAUCAAGCGCCUUCCCCUGCGAUGGGUGGACGUGGUUCAUCUCGCCCUGUACAACCUGGGCGUGCAGAGCAAGAAGAAGUACUUCGACUUCGAGGAGAUCCUGGCCUUCGUGAACCACCACUGGGACCCUCUGCAGCUCGGGAAGCUGACCGGCACCCCUGUGUCCGAGCGCGGCCCCCACCUGCUCAAUGCCCUCAACAGCUACAAGAGCAGGUUUCUCUGUGGGAAGGAGAUCAAGAAGAAGAAAUGCAUCUUCCGCCUGCGGAUCCGCGUCCCGCCGAACCCCCCCACCAAAGUGCUGCCGGAAAAGGCGCCGGGCGAGAGGGGCUCCUGUGAGCUGAAGAAGAGAGGGAAGAGCAGAUUUGUGCACAAGGACAGCCUGCUCCCAGGGCAGCUCCAGCAGCAGAAACGGCGUGCGGUGCGGCGGAAGAGGGCCAAGUUCCUGCUGGAAGAUGCCAUCCCCAGCAGCGACUUCACCUCUGCCUGGAGCACCAACCAUCACCUGGCCAGCAUCUUUGACUUCACACUGGAUGAGAUUCAGAGCCUGAAGAGUGCCAGCUCGGGGCAGACCUUCCUUUCCGAUGUGGACUCCACGGAUGCCGUCAGCACCUCAGGCUCAGCCACCACCAGCCUGUCCUGCGAGUCCAGCCGGAGGACGGUGGGCAGCCGUAAGCGCAAGCAGACAGUUCUGACCCCCCCCUCAGCACGGCCCAAGCGUGGCAGCGGGGCAGCAGGCAGGCAGCCAGCAGUGGGCAGCCCCCAGGGCAGCGAGGUGACAUGUGGGCCUGAGCGGCUGGAUGAUGGCAUUGACAGCCACACCUUCGAGAGCAUCAGCGAGGACGACUCGUCGCUUUCACACCUCAAGUCGUCCAUCAGCAGCUACUUCGGGGCAGCGGGGCGGCUGGUGUGCGGGGAGAAGUACCAGGUGCUGGCACGGCGUGUGACGCUGGAGGGCAAAGUGCAGUACCUGGUGGAGUGGGAAGGGACCACCCCCUACUGAGCCCCCGUCCCUCUGGUCCCAAUGCCUUUUCUGGAGCUGACAGCGGAGCCCUUGGGUGCAGCCAGGCUUUGGUGCAGCAGAGGAGGAAGAGGAAGAGGAGGAGGAAGAUGCCCUGUGCUUGGCACCCUGGCUGUGUGGAGAUGUGAGGGGUGGACCCCCUCAGUCUUUUUAUUGUUUUCCUUUGACAAUUGUUGUUUUACUGGCCACGUAUAUGCAAAGAGCCAUGCUUCGGCCUUCGGUCACACUGGAGGCACCAGAGGAGUGGGGCAGCUCAGGCCCCUCCUGGAGCACCACAUCCAGGCUGGAGCAGCAGUCUUGCAGGGACCCGUGCUGAAGCACCAUUGCUGUCCCACUGUGGAGCCCAAUGGCUCAUCCCUACACCAUAGGAAAUAGCAGGUGAUGCCGCAGCCCUUGUGUGGGCUUUUCCUUCUGCCAAACCCAUUCAUCUGAGGAAUGUGAUUUGCUCUGAGGGGAGGACACCCUAUGAAUUGCUCAGACCCUAUCCCAGGGCCUGGAUGUGCUGCGUUCCCCAUCCCAACAAUCACCUCUUGGCACAGCUCAGCCAAACACACGCACGUGCCUUAAACCAGAGCGGGCACCACCCGGACUGCUCUUCAUCCCCUCAGAGAUGCCCGUCCUGCAGUGCCAAACCAGCCAAGAAACCAAAAAGGCAGUGGAGUGCUCCCCUGCCCAUGGGGCUGUCCCUGCGGUGGGCAUGCUGCUGCUUCACCGUGGUUUUCUAUACCGAAGGAGAACAAGAACCCCUUUUUGUCUAAAGCAAUACGGUCACUUUGUUCAGGGGCAAACUUUUUUUAAAAAAAAUUCUACUCUCAGAUGUACUCGUUAGGUUCUUUCUAAGAUAUGCUGAUGGAUGUGUGCUGCUCUGCCCCAUCCCCCCCAGCUGAGCCGCGUGCUCCUGCAGCAUCGUUCCUCUGCGUGUUCAUGGUCUGCCAGCCGGGGGAUGAACGGAAAAAGCUGUUUUAUUGCAGAAGUACUGAAAUGAUUCACUCUGUCGAAGUACAGCGAGGGUGUGGGGAGCAAGGCAGGGUGCUGCCUCGUGUUGUAUAAAGGUGAAAAUCCAUCGGCAUGAGAGAGCAGAUCGCAAACAGAACCCGUAAAACACAGACCUGCAGAACAGCCCCACUGCUGCGGUGAGGCAGUGGGACACGCAGUGUGGGUGCUGCCCAUGGCAUGGGCUGGGUGUGAGCUGCAACACCCCGAGCACUGGGCACAGCAAUGCAAAGCCCUGCAAUGCCUUCACGCUGUGCCACCAGUGCCGUGCGCUGGCGCAGUGCUCAGUGCAGAGCUGUGUGCUGAGCUCUGUUCAGCUGCAGCCACGGCACGGUUUGCAUCUGUUCAUCUGAAUGGAACUGCCAAAACAGUGUUUUGGGAGAGGUUGCUGCCAGGAUCCCACCAUGCCUGGUGCUGGGCCCAUCCAUCCAGCCCAGGCUGGUCAUCAGGGGAGCACGUUUCCACAUCAUGAGUGCCUAUGGAGCCCAGGUGACCAUCUCAGUUACUGCCUGGAUGGCUGGGGGCUGCCAGGAACUGUGCCCAGACCAACCCCAUGGGAUGGGCUGGGAGAACAUGGGUGAGCUUGGCAGCUCCCUCCUCAUCCUCCUCCUCUCCCUCUCCUCUCCUCCUGGCCUAUUGCAGAGAACUGAAUAUGGAGCCUUUAAAACUAUUUUUGUUUCAGAAUAUAUUUUGCAUUAGUUAUAAUAGAUAUUAUAAAUGACUCUAUGCACCUUCUAAAGAUUUAUGGUUUCAGGCUGCUGCUUGUAAUAACCAACUCUUGUUAUAUCUGAGUUGUAAUUAAUAUGUCUGAUGUACAAUUAAAAAGUCUUUUUUUCUUC
Molecule: messenger RNA, 3838 nt
Organism: Phasianus colchicus (ring-necked pheasant)
Lineage: Eukaryota; Metazoa; Chordata; Aves; Galliformes; Phasianidae
Gene: PHF19
Product: PHD finger protein 19
Biological process (GO): negative regulation of gene expression, epigenetic
Cellular component (GO): nucleus
Molecular function (GO): DNA binding; chromatin binding
Source: RefSeq, a predicted model, not a curated record